This is a messenger RNA of Trypanosoma cruzi, 1300 nucleotides long. Its product is annotated as DNA-directed RNA polymerase I largest subunit, putative. The record is from RefSeq and is a predicted model, not a curated record. Gene Ontology annotation, molecular function: DNA-directed RNA polymerase activity; DNA binding. Gene Ontology annotation, biological process: DNA-templated transcription. Gene Ontology annotation, cellular component: RNA polymerase I complex. The annotation marks the transcript as partial. The transcript has a single exon. Lineage: Eukaryota; Euglenozoa; Kinetoplastea; Trypanosomatida; Trypanosomatidae.
UUUAUACCGGGCCGUAUGAUGGUGCCAUUUCCCCGCAACCAUUUGCUCAUGAUGACCGCCUCAGGGGCAAAGGGAAGUAACGCUAAUGCGACGCAGAUGGCACUGGGACUCGGUCAGCAGCUUUUUGAUGGACGACGCGUGAAACGAAUGAAUUCGGGAAAGACGCUGCCUGCCUUUUUUGCUCAUGAACGCCGUGCCCGUUCUUUUGGCUACGCGAUUGGACGCUUCACAUCCGGUAUCCGGCCACCAGAGUACACGAUCCAUGCCAUGGCCGGUCGCGAUGGUCUCAUCGACACAGCUGUCAAAACUUCCCGCUCUGGCCAUUUGCAGCGUUGCCUUAUUAAAGGCCUUGAGAGUCUUGUGGUGCAUUGGGACCACUCUGUUCGUGACUCAAACGGCAGCAUCGUGCAGUUUACAUACGGUGGCGAUGGUCUUGACCCGUGCAAGGCCUCAACCCUUACGUCGUGGGAAACGUCGAAGGAAAACCUCGUGGAUUUCGGAAAACGAUUUGGAGUGGACACGGGUGAGGCGACCAGCGAGACGCGACGGCCAGAAAACUGGGAACAAGGAGUGAGGAACAGCAGCGUGAAGCGCGGUAAACGGCCACGCACAAGCAUGAAUAACGAUAAGAAGAAUAAUACUAAUAAAAAUAAUGACAACGACGACGAAGAGGAGGAUGGCGACGAUGAAAAUAAAAGGAGCAGUAAUUGUAAUCACAAUGAGAAUGCACGGCAGCGGCACAAAGAGCAACAGUUACGUGAGAAUCCACUCCCGCGGCACAUGCAUGACGGCCUUGAGGACUAUUUACGCACCAAAGCAACAUUUCCACUCUUCCAGCGGGUCUCACAGUUGGCACGCUGGAAGGCGCAGGGACAAGUGCAGGAGAAACUUGCAGAGAAGCGUAGAGAAAGUAUUGCAUAUUAUCGUGAUGUUCUCUCGGAACUUGCCACAAGCCGACGUGUAAAGGCUUUCUGUGACCCCGGGGAACCUGUUGGUCUUCUUGCGGCACAGGCCGCCGGAGAGCCGUCUACGCAAAUGACACUUAACACAUUCCACAGUGCCGGUUCCACGGUGACCCACGUGACGGAAGGUAUCCCACGUCUCCGUGAGCUGCUUAUUCACGCCUCUGUUCAGAAAGCUGCAGUUAUUGUGCCCGUGGAGAAGGCGACGCCGGUGGAUGAAUCAGCCAUUGCACGCAUACUACAUGCGGGUGUGGCGAUACGGCUGCGGGAUUGUCUUGCGCGGGGCGGGACAAGUGGAAAAGGAUAUCAUUACCACGUGGCACGACGUAAGGAUGCGU